AUGAAAGCUACCUUUGAGGCCAUAGUUGCCAGCGAUAUUUUCCUUCAACUGCCAUCUGACACUGUCCUCUCCCUGCUGGAGGCAGAUGACCUUCAAGUGAACAGCGAAGAAACCGUCCUCAAGGCGAUUGGAAGAUGGGUCAGUCCACUCGGUGAAGUGGAUGAAACACGAUUGGGGCACGCAGAAACGAUGAUGAAGGAAGUACGGUGGUAUCAAAUUGAUAGGGCUAUGUCGCUGACCCGGUACGAUGCUGACACAAAAACAUCGCAAAAAUUAACGGACGUAAGGGCUGGCUUGGACGCGGCCUUUGUCGUCAUUAAGGGUAAGUAUCGGUUACUCUCACUUUUGGCAACCAUAUUAGUGCUUCAAUUAUUUUGA
Molecule: messenger RNA, 378 nt
Organism: Dibothriocephalus latus
Lineage: Eukaryota; Metazoa; Platyhelminthes; Cestoda; Diphyllobothriidea; Diphyllobothriidae
Source: the annotation of a GenBank genome assembly